AACAUUGUUUACUCCACCUCUCUUAACUUUUAGGGGAUUUGCCCUCAGCAUAUAUGAACAGACUGUGAGGCGUUCUUCACUCUGCUUUGGAUUAUUUGAAUUCCUGACAACAUGUCUGUCAGAUAUCUUGGAUUUGCGCUUCUGUUUUGGUUUCCAGGGUUGCAGCAAGCACAAAUUGCACCGGAGCCUUGUAGUGCUCCCAUCCUGAAUGGUGGAUAUUUUGUCCCUGACCAAGAAUCGUAUCCUCAUGACUCAAAGCUCUUGUAUUCCUGUGGUAAUGGACUUAAACCAGCUGUGGAGGGCUGGUGGGCAACAAGCACCUGUGAAAAUGGAAAAUGGUCUCAUGAUCCACAGUGUAUAAAUGAAACAUCCUGCCUUCCACCAACUACUCCCAACGCAGUAUACGAUGUAAAUCCAGAGGGCUGGUAUGAGGAGCGAGAUAAAAUAAGGAUAAAAUGUCUGGAAGGAUACGAACACAAAGACAGACACGCCACAGCUGUAUGUCAGAAUGGAGCAUGGCCCUCUCUACCGGUCUGUGAGAGAAGUAUCGAAUCAUGCAGUGAGCCUCCUAAGAUGCCUCAUGCAGUCAUCAUCAAUAUGAAAUUCCAAGAGGUGUUUGCUGAAGGUUCACAUCUGUUGUAUGAAUGUGAAGAUGGAUUUACAACAGAAGGGGAAGAAGAGAAGAAAAUCUAUUGUCUGUAUGGAAACUGGACUGAAAGCAGACCGUGUAGGCCAGAUUAUACCUGUUCAUUCGAUACUUCUCCAUAUGACAUAUUUGACAGAAGUCAAGUUAUACGUUUGAAGGAAGGAGAGUCAAAGGAGUUUCCAUGUCGUUACCCAGAUUACAGAAGCAUCAUCAAGUGCGCUAAUAGACAAGCCACUUACACACAGUGUUGUCACAUACAGAGACCUUCGGAUCAGUGCUAGUAAAGCAGAGCAGAGGAACCUGGAUCAGCUGGAGCAGAUGACUGACCGUUGGCUUGAAUGUGUAGCACUGCAGCUCCUAGAGUCCUGCUACUACGAUCAGUCAUUUGCUUACACAAACGAAGCCUACCGUUCACUAUUUGACCUAGGCGUCUUUGAGCAUGGAUGCAUUCAGAUAUAUAUUGACAUGCUCGAGACACUAUGCAGUGUGCAGACACAUGGAGAGUUUGUGUCGCUGAUUCAUGACGGUGUCCAAACUAAAUAAAUAAAAACCUCAUGCUUCA
This is a messenger RNA of Mugil cephalus (flathead mullet), 1208 nucleotides long. Its product is annotated as complement factor H-like. Bases 112 to 927 code for a protein of 271 amino acids. Lineage: Eukaryota; Metazoa; Chordata; Actinopteri; Mugiliformes; Mugilidae. The transcript is spliced from 7 exons. The record is from RefSeq and is a predicted model, not a curated record.